Molecule: messenger RNA, 4967 nt
Organism: Trachemys scripta elegans
Lineage: Eukaryota; Metazoa; Chordata; Testudines; Emydidae
Gene: DDR2
Product: discoidin domain receptor tyrosine kinase 2
Exons: 17
Coding region: 159-2729 (856 amino acids)
Biological process (GO): multicellular organism development; protein phosphorylation; positive regulation of kinase activity
Cellular component (GO): membrane; signaling receptor complex
Molecular function (GO): protein tyrosine kinase collagen receptor activity; ATP binding; collagen binding
Source: RefSeq, a predicted model, not a curated record
UGGGAUUGUGGGACGUUGGCCGGGGUCCAGGAAUUCGCAGAAUGCCUCGGCGCCGUCUUGCAUCAGCCGGCAGAAGUUCGCACUCGGCCGGGAAGAGAAAUCUGCGGCCCCACUCUGGCGCGUCUUGGGCUGCUGCUCUGGGGCUGAAGUAACCUGCCAUGAUGAUCUCCCCUCCCAGGAUGCCCCUCCUGCUGCUGUUGCUCCACAUCCCAAGUGCUGCCAAAGCUCAGGUUAAUCCAGCUGUGUGCCGUUAUCCUCUGGGAAUGUCAGGUGGCCACAUCCCAGAUGAAGACAUCUCCGCCUCCAGCCAGUGGUCUGAAUCCACAGCAGCCAAGUAUGGAAGGCUUGAUUCAGAAGAGGGCGAUGGGGCUUGGUGUCCGGAGAUCCCCGUUGAGCCAGAUGACCUCAAGGAGUUCCUUCAGAUUGACCUGCAUGCCCUGCACUUUAUCACCCUGGUGGGGACCCAGGGGCGACACGCUGGUGGCCACGGCAAUGAGUUUGCACCAAUGUACAAGAUCAAUUACAGCCGGGAUGGCACCCGGUGGAUUUCCUGGAGGAACCGGCAUGGGAAGCAAGUGCUGGAUGGAAACACCAACCCUUAUGACAUUGUCCUCAAGGACCUGGAGCCUCCCAUCAUAGCUCGCUUCAUACGCUUCAUUCCCAUCACCGACCACUCCAUGAAUGUCUGCCUGCGAGUGGAGCUCUAUGGCUGCACGUGGCUAGAUGGGCUGGUUUCCUACAAUGCGCCUGCUGGACAGCAGUUCGUCCUUCCCAGCGGCACAGUCAUUUACCUCAAUGAUUCUGUGUAUGACGGCGCUUUUGGCUACAGUAUGACUGAGGGACUGGGCCAGCUGACGGACGGUGUUUCUGGCCUGGAUGACUUCACACAGACCCAUGAGUACCACAUGUGGCCGGGCUAUGACUACGUGGGGUGGCGCAAUGAGAGCGCUGCUGGGGGCUACAUUGAAAUCACGUUUGAAUUUGAUCGGAUCAGAAACUUCACCACCAUGAAGGUGCACUGCAACAACAUGUUUUCCAAGGGGGUGAAGAUCUUCAAGGAAGUUCAGUGCUAUUUCCGCUCCGAUGCCAAUGAGUGGGAGCCCAACACCAUCUCCUCGGUGCUGGUGCUGGAUGACGUCAACCCCAGUGCGCGGUUCGUCACUGUGCCCUUGCUUCAUCGCAUGGCCAGCGCCAUCAAGUGCCAGUAUUACUUUGCCGACACCUGGAUGAUGUUCAGUGAGAUCACAUUCCAGUCAGAUGCAGCCAUGUACAACAACUCCGGAGCCCCUCCUGAGUCGCCCGUAGCACCCACCACUUACGAUCCAACCCUCAAAGUGGAUGACAGCAACACACGCAUCCUGAUUGGCUGCCUGGUUGCAAUCAUCUUCAUCCUGGUGGCCAUCAUUGUCAUCAUCCUGUGGAGGCAGUUCUGGCAGAAGAUGCUGGAGAAGGCUUCUCGUCGGAUGCUGGAUGACGAAAUGACCGUCAGCCUCUCCCUGCCUAGCGAAUCCAGCAUGUUCAACCACAACCACUCCUCCUCAUCCAGCGAGCAGGAGUCCAACUCCACCUAUGACCGCAUCUUCCCCCUGGGCCCAGACUACCAGGAGCCCUCGCGGUUGAUCCGCAAACUGCCAGAGUUUGCCCCAGGAGAUGAAGAGGCAGGCUGCAGUGGAGUCAUCAAACCCGUCCAGUCAAGUGGCCCCGAGGGAGUCCCCCAUUAUGCAGAGGCUGACAUUGUGAAUCUGCAAGGUGUGACAGGCAGCAACACCUACUCUGUGCCUGCCAUCACUAUGGACCUGCUCUCGGGCAAGGAUGUGGCUGUGGAAGAGUUCCCUAGGAAACUGCUAACCUUCAAGGAGAAGCUUGGAGAAGGCCAGUUUGGGGAGGUUCAUCUCUGUGAAGUGGAGGGAAUGGAAAAGUUCAUGGACAAAGAUUUUGCUUUGGAUGUCAGCUCCAACCAACCUGUCCUGGUGGCUGUGAAAAUGCUGCGAGCAGAUGCCAACAAGAAUGCCAGGAAUGACUUUUUGAAGGAGAUUAAGAUCAUGUCACGGCUCAAGGACCCCAAUAUCAUCCGGCUGCUGGCAGUGUGCAUCACUGACGAUCCUCUCUGCAUGAUUACUGAGUACAUGGAGAACGGCGACCUCAAUCAGUUCCUAUCCCGCCACGAGCCCCAGCUCCCCCCUGCCAGCAAUGGACCCAUUGUCAGCUACACUGACCUGAGGUUCAUGGCCACUCAGAUUGCCUCUGGCAUGAAGUACCUGUCCUCUCUGAAUUUUGUGCAUCGGGACCUGGCCACACGCAACUGCUUGGUGGGUAAGAACUAUACCAUCAAGAUAGCAGACUUCGGCAUGAGCAGGAACCUGUACAGUGGAGACUAUUACCGAAUCCAGGGGCGGGCCGUGCUCCCUAUUCGCUGGAUGUCCUGGGAGAGUAUUUUAUUGGGAAAAUUCACUACAGCCAGUGAUGUCUGGGCUUUUGGGGUGACACUAUGGGAGACCUUCACUUUUUGCCGAGAGCAACCGUAUUCCCAGCUGUCAGAUGAACAGGUCAUUGAGAAUACCGGAGAAUUCUUCAGGGAUCAGGGGCGGCAGACAUACCUUCCCCAACCUGCUCUCUGCCCUGAUCCUGUCUACAAGCUAAUGCUCAGCUGCUGGAGACGAGACACGAAAGAUCGCCCCUCCUUCCAGGAAAUUCACCGCCUCCUCCAACCAUCAGCCAGCGAAGAGUGACACUUUGCUUCCCUCACACGUCCUGCUCCUCCUCCCACCCCAGAAGACCCACCUGUAAAAACUGAAGCCACUUCACCUGGACUCACAACAAAACCUGGGCAGUGGGGCUUCUUCUACUGCACAUUAAAAAACCACCAUAAGCGGAGAAAAAAGUGAGAAGGAACCAAGCCUAAAUCAGACCAAAUCCAUAGCUCAUAUGAUAAGCUAACUCUGGAAUGACAAAGGAUGAACAAGGGUUAUUGAUAGAUGUGGCAUGUUCCUGUUUAUCAGUGGAUUCAGUCAAAGAGGAUUCUGUUUUCCCAUUUUGGAAGGGGAAAAGUAAGGUCCAUGUUCUCCAUGAGGAGGCUCCUCAUGCAGGGAGCAUGUGCUGGAAAUGCAUCUGUGGAUGGGAGCACACACCAGGAAAGUGCCUGGUAAAGGGAGGGUAUUUGGGGGAGGUGCCUAGUGCAGGGAAUGCAGGUGAGGAACACAGUGAUGCAGGAGUUGCCACUAAAGCAGAGUGGGUUGUGCAAUUACAAAGUGAAAACUGAACCGGUCUGGACACUUUUAGGCUUCAGACAGGCUCAACGGAUUUAGCAUUUGCCUGGUUUGGAUUCCUCCCAUCCUUGUUUGGUUACAGCCCGUUAGACAGGGGAAAGCCCAAACACAUUGUGUAGUACAAUGUGCCAGCUGCUGGGCUGGAAUGUGCAUUCUGCUGUAGGUGAACAUUCCCACUGCAAUGGGGGCAUUGCUUUCUGAGGAGCAUAUGGUUUACUGCAUCUGCUGCAGGACUAAUGAGGAAUGACAAGCCAUCCAUCUAGAGGACAGCAGAGGUGCCCUCUUCUGACCCAGGCACGGCCUCUUGAGAGGACCUCAUGUCCCUGAGAAAUGCAUUCUGCAUCUGCUGUUCAUGCUAUCAGGGUAGGGAAAUCCUACCGCUACCAGAUUUGUGGGGUAGGUGCUAGCUCUGCAUUUCCUGAGAAUCAGGGUGAGAGACGUUUUAGAACAAACAUUUCAUUUCAAAGGUUAAAUGGCCAUAAUCGCCCAGUUCCCUACCCAUGUAUGCCCCCCCCCUUGAGGUUUAAUAAGUAAAGGAACAGGAUGUUGCACUGCUCUGGACAUCCGCCAGCACCGAGGGCUGCCACUAGCACCCACCACUGCCUGCAGUAACCUUGAGUACCAUGAUAAUAUUGUUUGUGAAUACAAUGCCUGGAGUUACCACUAAUAAUAGCUCCUCUCCUACCCACCCCAUCUUGACACAGAAGCUCCCUUGGCAUGGCAUGUUCUAUUCUAGGGCUUUGUCUGACUCCCAGCUGUGGUCUGGAAGGAUUUCGAGCCGAAAGUACUUGGGACCAAUCUAGCCAUGGUUGGAGCUUCUAUGAGAAUGAAUGUGCUCCCCUGGCAUCCCCCAGAUUUGGUUGCUGCAUGAAUGAUUUGGGUCGCGUCCCUACUGGCGCUGUUUGCUCUGUCAGUUUCCAGUCAAUGUACACAAAGGUGCUUGCUGAUGCAAUGGGUGUGAAAGUGAAACCCUUAGAGUAUGGAAUACACCUCUGUUUCCUACAAGGAUGCCUGUUAUUUGCAUACACACCAGCCCUUGAAAUUCAACAGAGAACACAGUUGGUCUGAUACGCUCAUACUGAGAUGCCCAAACCUGUAGCACUGUUUCCAGUAUACUAUAACCUAGCAUGGAUAGGGCAUGCGUAUAUGGGUGCUGUGCCUAUGCUAAGUGACCAUUGCAGGGACAUGGGCUGUGUGAAAUAGUUGUCUGCCUCACUUGUCCUGACAGCAGCUGGUAUGUCAACAUAGCUCUAUUUGCAUCAGAACCAUCUUGGCUAUCACCACCCAGAAAGAUUUGCAAUUGCAGUUGUACCAAUUGCCAAGGUGUCUAGAAUGACUCUCAAAUAUGGGUGCUAACCUCCGGGCAGUCUGUUAAGAAACAAGGCAGGAACUCCAAACUCCUUGUAUGUUCUGUACUUAGAUUUCAUCAACCAAGUAACAAGGGUGAACUCCUAAACCAUUGUAACAGCCUUAACUUGGAGUCAUAGACAGUCCCCUCAGGCGCUCAGGGCUGUCUUGUCACCCAGGCAAGCCUGCCUCUGUGAUAGAUGAUCCCUUACACCAAAAAUCACAGCAAUAUUCAGGUUACUCCCAGUCCCAAAGUACCAGUCACUUACCCCAGGUCAAGUGCACCCUAGAUUUCUCACUAAUGAUAAUGUUUGUAGCCAGUCCUGUAAUAAACUAUCUAAAGGUUUAUUAAAA